This is a messenger RNA of Gadus macrocephalus (Pacific cod), 6423 nucleotides long. RefSeq names its product biorientation of chromosomes in cell division 1-like 1 (gene bod1l1). The record is from RefSeq and is a predicted model, not a curated record. The transcript is spliced from 30 exons. Lineage: Eukaryota; Metazoa; Chordata; Actinopteri; Gadiformes; Gadidae. Bases 146 to 5659 code for a protein of 1837 amino acids.
UUCUUCCGGGUCAAAGCACUGUUUCGAAGUUGAACAACCAUAAUAGAAAUCCGGGUGCCCGAUUUGAAUGUUCACGAAUGAAAGAGGAAAGCUAUUAAUGUUAUUUUAAUUUUUAUUAACUGUAGCUGGUUACUAUUAGUGCCAAAUGGCUGGUUUACCACCCGGUGACCCGCAGUUGGUGUCUAUGAUCGUCAAUCAUUUAAAAACCCAGGGUCUUUUUGACCAGUUUAGGAGGGACUGCCUGGCAGACGUGGAUACUAAGCCCGCUUACCUGAAUCUGAAACAAAGAGUUGACAACUUUGUCUCCAAUCACCUCUCAAACCACACAUGGAGUCCUCAUUUGAACAAGAACCAGCUCAGGAACAACAUAAGACAGUUGGUGCUGCAGUCUGGUAUGCUGGAACAGGGAGUUGACCGGAUUGUGGCCCAGGUGGUCGAUCCUAAGAUCAACCACACCUUCAGGCCGCAGGUGGAGCGAGUGGUCCGGGAAUUCCUGUCACCUGGCAGCUAUAGCGAGGAGCCUCCCCUCCCAGUCUCCUCUGCUGACGUUAAACCUGAAAGCAGUGCUCUGGAGCAAGUCCCGUCAGCCGCCCCGCCCACCACGACGGCGAGCGACGCCAUGUCCAUCCUGGACACCAUCACCUCCCUGAACCAGGGCGCCAGCUCCUGGGCCGGCCCGAGCGGGGAGAAGGGCCGCAAGGGCCCCACCUCCGAGGAGCCCAUGCAGGGGGAGAAGGGAGACCAUGACAUGGUCAUAGCAGAAGGGGGUGACCACAGCCAAGACGGACAGACCGCGGACGUGGCCGAGGAAGCUCAACUGGCGCUAGAGAUCCAAGCGGUUGACAUCAAGACGGAGGAGUCUCAGGAGUCCAGCAAGGAGGAGGGAGAGGCGGGGGAGGUGAAGACGAAAGAGGAGGAGACGGACGGGGAGGAGGGGGAGAAGGCAGGAGGCCUGGAGCAGGCCGACGAGGAGAAGGACAAGGCAGGCGGCCGGACCGGGAAGGCCUCCGCGGAGAAGCAGCAGGAGGACGACGACGUGUUGAAAUCCCCCAAUCAGAUGAGGCAGAAGGCGAGGGAGAGGCUGAAGGAAGAGUAUUCCCUGGAGGACUCUGACCUGGAGGGCCUGAGUGACAUCACCGUGAGCUCGGUGCACACCAGCGACCUGUCCUCCUUCGAGGAAGACAGCGACGAAGAGCAGCCACUGUCCUCGUCCUCCUCCGAGGGCCAGCUCCCGUCUGAUGGAGAAGGAGGAGUGGAUAAGGAAGCGAGUGCAGACAAAGAGGACGACGACAAGGAGCAGAAGCCCAGACGCAAGGCCUACGUCCACAAGCCCUUCCUGUACUCCCGUUACUAUAGCGACUCGGACGACGAGGUCACGGUGGAGGAGCGGCGCAGAUGUGCAGCCAAGGACAAGGAGGACAGACUGCUCAAGAGACAACAGAACCGGGAGCGCAUGGAGGAGAGGCGCAAGCAGAAAGCCGCGCAGGCCGAGCUGCAAGCCCGGAGGAGGCAGCAGCGCAGCGACUCUCCCAGCGCAGAGGAACCCCAGGCCAAGCAGGCGCGCAAAGAGCGGAAAGUUCUGGAAAAGAAGAUGGCCCUUAAUAGGAAGAGGAAACUCGACUCACGGAAAGAGGGCGACACCUCAAGCAGGAAGAAAUCAGACUCCGUUGGCGAAGGCUCAAAGAGAGAAUCAAAAUCGGGAGUGCUGAAGCCCCUGCAGCCAAAGUCCAUCAGAAAAGAGUCGCAGUCGUUGGACGAGAGAAGCAGAAGGCACAGCGGGAGCGUUUCCGAGGACUCCAGCGAACCCAAAAAGAGCUCUGAAAAGAGCCGCACGCACUCCUUCAUCCUGGAGCUGGAGCAGGGCUCCCAGGAUGCCCUCAAGCACCGCCCUGCCGGGAAAUUCGACCGGCAUUCCCGCAAAGACUCUGUUUCUAAAGAGCGCAAGGAGAAGGAUCGGAGCGUGUCGGACGAGCGUGCGAAACCCAAACCGAAGCCCGAGAAAAGUCGAGCAGAGGCCCAAACGGGAGAGGCGUCGCACAAGGAGGCUCCUGCCGCCAAAACGACAGUUUCUGAGGAGAAAGGGGAGAAAAAGGCAAAGGUCAAAGGUGAGAAGAAGACGCCGGGAGCGGCGAGGGAAGGGAGAGGGUCCGUGCUGGAAGGUGCGACGGACGAGGGGACGUCUAAAGACCCCGCGUCCUCCAAGAAAGGGAAGGCGGUCUCCAUGGACUCCCCCAGACCGGAGAAGGAGAAGGAGGGAGAGAAGGAGAAGGAGAGGGGAAGGGAGAAGGUCAGAGAAAAGGAGAAGCCAAAAGGAGAGAAGAAUUCCACUAAGAGUGAAAGCCCCAAGGUGCCGCUGACUCCGGACACGUCGAGCGCCUCCCGGGCGGAGCGCGGGGAGGUGGAAGUGGACGGCGCCAAGAGGAAGGAGAAGCCUCCCAAGGAGCUCCUACGACGCGCCAAGAGCUGCUCCGGAGACCGGCCGGGGGAGAAGCCCAAGGGGAAGACGGAGGGGCGGGACGGCGAGAGGGAGAAGACCGCCAAGGUCGACGCCGAGGCUCCGAAGGCGAGCAACAAGUCGAGCUCCGAGGCGGACAAGGACCCCCGGAGGUCCAAGCUCACGGAGAAGGGGAAAGUCCCGGAGAAGACGUCCAAGUCGAAGGUCAGGGAGGACGUGAAGAGUCCGUCGUCGUCGUCGUCGUCCAAGAGCGAGAAGAAGGCUCCGGCCGCCGAGGUCAAAGGUAAAGCGGUCCCGCCGGUCGGCAAACACGACGCCGCCGCCAAGGAAAAGGGGAAGGACGGGAGCGCGAAGGAAAACCGGCACGCCCCGGAAGAGCCUCUCCAGGAGAAACCCGAGGAAACCCGCAGGGCUGCCAAGAGGAAGGCCGAGAAGGGCGACAAGAUCCCGGAGAGAAAGGACAACGACGGGCCCGAGGCGAAGAAGAAGACGACGAAGGGUCACCAGGGCGACGACAAGGGUCGCCAGGGCGACGACAAGGGUCGCCAGGGCGACGACAAGGGUCGCCAGGGCGACGACAAGCUUGAGAAGGCGGCGGCGUCCUCGCUUCCCUCUCCGGUUGUCGAGGCGGAUGAAACGCCGGCCGAGAAACCGGCGCUCCCCCAGGACGCCAGCACCGUCCUCGGUCCCGCCGUCGCCACGGUGACCCCCAGCACGACCACCCCCAGCACCCCCGCCCCCACCACCGCCGCCACCGUCCCCACCACCACCGCCACCACCGCCUCCCCGUCAGACGACACGUACGACGACGCCCUCAGCGACAUCACGCCCGAGCCCGGCGAGGGAGAGACGGAGGCGCGUCUCAGAGACCUGGAGGGUCUGCCGGCGGCGGCGCCCAGCGCGGCGGCCGACCCCCUGCUGACCCUGGUGGACAUCUGCACGUCGGCGGACGCCCUGGUCACGCGGGACCCCCCCCCCCAGGCGCCGGUGGCGGCGGACGCAGAGGACGCCGAGAUCAAGAUGAUGACGGAGGCCGCGCUGACCCUCCUGUCCAUGGACCCGGAGAGCAUCCUGUCCGCCGGGGCCCCCUUCGCUCGCCCCCCUCCCCCUGCGGACGCCGCGGAGGGGCUGGUGCCUCCGGGCGAGGCUCCCGCUGCCGGGGACGCAGGGAAGGGCGCGGCCGCUGAUGCACCCCCUGCGGCGGGGGUCGAACCCGCGACUGAAAGGGAGGAAGAGCCGUCCCCGGUCUCCCCGGACCGGGUCGCUGAGCCUGAGGACGGGAAGGACCAAAGGACAGGCACGGCCGCAAUACUCUUCUUUGAAAUGUCAUUUAAGGACGUAUUCAUAUUCGUGUGUGUGUGUGUGUGUGUGUGUGUGUGUGUGUGUGUGUGUGUGUGUGUGUGUGUGUGUGUGUGUGUGUGUGUGUGUGUGUGUGUGUGUGUGUGUGUGUGUGUGUGUGUGUGUGUGUGUGUGUGUGUGUGUGUGUGGUCAGAGAAAGAACCAAUGGUCUCCAGGGAGCGGACGGCGCCUUCACCUGUUCCAGAGGUUGAUCAAAUUAAGUCUGACAAGAUUUCAAAUCUCAGAGAUCCAGAGAUGGAAGCAGAACCAGAAACGCCCUCUGUCGACCUGUUGUCACCGGAAAUGGGAAUUAACACUGCAGGCGAAGCUGUGUCCGAACACCUUGAGACCAAGGUAAAGGCAGAAACACCCGCCAACACCCGGGUGAUCAGCUCUGAACCUCUCCCAACCAAUGUGUCGGAAGAGUCUGAAAGCUCCAGCCAACCUGGGGAACCCAAGCCAGAGGUGGUGGGUGCCGAGAUGAGCGCGAAGGAAGAGGAGAUGGAGGUUGGGGAGAUUCAGGCAACGGUGGACGUUGACAACGUUGCCGCUCAAACAGUUCCGGGGGGAGAGGGGGUCACAAAAGAUUCACAAAAUCCGGUGUGUGAUGUUCCGGCCCCGACGCUGGAGGUUGAAGGGACCAAGCAUCAACAUGAAUCCAAGACUGCGGAAGAUACCGUCUCUGACUUGGAUAAGGAGGAGGAGGAGGAGAGGACCACGGACCUGUCCCAGAAGGAAGAUAAAACGGAGGGGAGACUGACCCGCAAGCGGAGGCUUUCAAUGCAGAAAUCCUCCUGCAGCAAGGACUCUGAUUCAGCUGAGAAGGAGGAAAAGGACGGCCAAGAGCAACCGCCUGUCGAGGAAACCGAAGAGGUCAAGGCCCCGGAGGCCAGAGCUCCCCGCCGAGGACGGUCGUCCAGAGCUGGGCCCGGGGUGGAGGAGGGGGUGGAGGAGGAGGUGGAGGAGGAGGCGGAGGAGGAGGUGAAGGAGGAGGAGGAGACGCCCCCCAAGGAGGUGGAGAAGAAGGCAGAGACUCCCACCCGCAGGGGGCGCCGUCCAGCGAACCAGGCCCAAGACACCACCACCUCCACCUCAACCACCACCACCACCACCACCACCAUUGUUCGGGAGGAAGAUGAGAAGAAAGAUGAGGAGAAAGAAGAAACCCCAUUGGACCAAAAAGAGCCCGAGGCCCGCGGAGUCAUUGAUGCGGUGGAGCCGUCCCAUUCUGGGCUUACCUCCCAAACUGGUGAGCCCUCAAAAACAGAAGGUUGUGAAGAGACACAGAAAUCUGCAGAAGAGACCAGCGAUGAGCAAGAGGAGAAACAACACAGCCCAGACGACGGCGACCAAUCAGAACACCUGGAGGAAGGAAAACAGGAAGGCUCCAGUGAUAACAAGACAGACGUGGAGGAGGAGCAGCCCCGGGCGGAGCAGGAGACCACUCCCAAGAAGCCCGCUCGGAGGGGCCGGCCUCCCAAAGCAGCAACAGCCGCCGCUGCCGCCGCCGCCGCCGCCGCCGCCAACGCAGACUCAGCCGACAAAAUGGAAGAGAAGGCAGACGAGAGCGGGCUGAACACGGAGGAAGAUGAGGAUGAGGAGGAAGGGGAUCACAAGAGCCGAACUACGCGCUCAGCUUCUCGCAUGGAGGCCGAGAAAAACAAGCCCAGUAAACCGUCGACGCGCGCCAGUCGGCACAGCGGCGGGAAGGAGGAGGCCCCGGGUGGCAGCACGCCGCGUGGAACGCGGGGGCAGGCCGCCGGAGCCAAGGGGGCUCGUAAACGCGAGGCCAGCCCCCCUGCGGUGCGCACCCGGGGGGCAGCACCCAAGCCAGAGGAGACCCCCUCCAAGAGAUCCAAGCGCUGAGAAUAGACCACUGCGCUGCAUUUUUUUUUAACCUUUAUAUUUUUAGUCGUACUUUGUGGGGCGUUUUGUCCUUUUUUUUAAUUAUUAUUCGCUAUGCUAUUAUUGUAAAUAUUAUUUCACAUCCGUGUCAAACUCACACCCUUCGAGAACCAAAUGGACACCUGUUAUAUUUUGCGGAUCUUAAAGCCCUGUCUCUUACUGGCAUUCUGCACACAAGGCAGUGAGCCGGGCUGAGUGUUGUGGCGAAGGGUAUUGAAGCUCUCUGGUUAGUAUUAUACCUUCCCUGUGAUGGUUGGGGGGGUGGGGGGGGGCUUUGAGCAGGAAUCCUUCUGAAUGCCUUCGGCAGCCGUACAACCCAUAUGGCUUCGAUCAGGCGUCAUCAUUUCAUCAUUUAUUCAGUAAUGCCCUGCGAAGGAGAGUAUUUUUGACCAAUCAAGGGCCUUACUUGUAAUUGGGUCCGAUUUUCAGGCAUGGGUGUGAAAGUGUCACUUUGGUUAGCUUUGAGACCCGCUCAAAUGUUUAGUUUAUUUGAUGCAAGUCGAUACUUUUUCAUUGUUGUGGACAUCAAAUAAUAAUUAUUCAUUCUGUGAAUGUAACGGAGACAUUUUUCUCCCAUUUUUAUCAUGUUUUAUUUUUAAUGUUCUCGGUAUGAAUUCUCAUUUGAAUAGCAAAACAGUAUUUGGCAACUAUAUGUGAACACGUUCAGCUUCAUACAGUAGCCUACACUCUGGUUCUAUGUGAUUAAAGUACAUUUUUUUAACAGA